AUGGCAAACAUUCAGAUUCCUUCGUUUAUGGAAACGAAAAUUUGUUCACAUUAUUGGAGUCUUGUUGUAAUGUUCUAUUAUGGUCAAGAAGCCUUUGCUGUCUUAUGCAUUAUGGGCUUCAGGAGGGAUCUCACCUUGGAAGAUGCCAUGGAACCUCAACCCUGGCGUGCCAUUGUACAUUGUUAUGGGUUGGCAUGCCAGUCGUCUGGAUCUAGACCAAUUCUGAUCCAAGUCCCUAGAGAUCUCAAUUGCUUUGAUUUUCAGAUCCGUGUCUGCGGCGUUGGGCAUGAUGAUUCAGCCCCGCGAUCGUCGAUUGGGAAGCUGUGUUUGAGCGUGGAAGACGAGGGAACAGGAAAUGAUUUUGUACAGUUCGUUAACUGCUUGGAUCAACCACUUUCUGGCUUGCAUGGGAGCAGAGGUUGUCUUGGAUGUUACACCAAGCCCACACCAAUUACUGCUGUGGAUGAGCCCUCAAAGGGACUCAGAAUUCAGGGACAGACAGUUAAAAAACCUAGUGCAUCAGAAGAUUUUUGGAGCACUAGCACAUAUGAUUUGGACAAUAGUGCAGCUCAGUCUCAGAGAAGCAUCUCAGCUAUAAGCUUAUCAAACCAGAGCAUGAAUCACAAUGGUGGCACUGGCAGCAGUAGCAACCAUUCUGAUUUUGUAAAUCAUGGUCUUCUGAACUGGAAUCAGACCAGGUUGCAGUGGAUUGCAAAUAAAAAGUUUGAGAACCAUGGACGCACCUGCAAACCCAGAUUAAGCAGCUGGAACGUGACAUAUGAGACCUUGCUUGGGACUAACAGACGUUACUCCCGACCAAUCCCUCUCUCUGAAAUGGUAGAGUAUCUUGUGGACAUCUGGGAGCAUGAUGGCUUGUAUGAUUAAGGAACUCCUCAAUAUCUGUUAGGCCAUCUUCUUAUUUGCAAGUUUUAACUCUUUUCAGAGCUCCGUAAAGUAUCUGGGAACAAGAAAAUAUUUCAAAAGAUGAAUGUAAAGAACAACGUUAUAGACCAGUGUGCUCGCUUCUGAUUUUUCGUGAUCUUUCUUUAGUAAAUAUCUGGAAAACAGUUGAUGAUCUGAUUACUAUUCAAUUCAACACUUGCUCUGGUUUGGAUU
Messenger RNA from Diospyros lotus (date-plum), 1116 nucleotides. RefSeq lists its product as uncharacterized. The transcript is spliced from 6 exons. Lineage: Eukaryota; Viridiplantae; Streptophyta; Magnoliopsida; Ericales; Ebenaceae. The record is from RefSeq and is a predicted model, not a curated record. Bases 1 to 885 code for a protein of 294 amino acids.